AUGGAGUUCCUCACACGACUCUCACGAGACGUACCAGAAUACUACAUCUGCUUCAUGUGUGCCCGUCUUCACCCCUGGCGAAAGAUCGAGUCACCAAGUCCUACAUUCAAGCUAUUCGACUGUUCAAAGACCCUCCCACGCGAAAAAUGGUAUCUCAGAUGGCCCAUGUUUCGGGGCGUAUACCCCUGCGGCGCAUUCCACGAUAUUCAUUUCGUACAUCUCCAACUUGCCAUGCGAAGAUACUAUUAUGGAGCUGAAUUUGGGAUACCAAUCGAAUCGCUGUUUUAUACUGAGGUUGCCACUUGGCCUCUUGGAGAGCAUGGUCGAGUCUCGAUAGCCUCGAAGCUUAAAUCUACUUCUCCAGAGCUUCAUCAGAUGACGUCUUUGAAAUCCGUUGAAGCCCGAAUUUCCAUUUCGGCUCCGGGUCCGGGGCUCUGUUUACGGACACAGGAGAUGGCUAUCGCAAGACGGGAAAAUUUAUCGAAGAUAUUCCCGCGUUCUGGCUCGGAUUUUAUGUAUGUUUGUCGACAUAUUGGUGUAUUCCCCUCCGCCUCAUCCAUGCUGGACCUCCGUGCCACCGGCUUAAAGGAUUUAAUAAGCUCUCUUAUUGCGCAAUAUUCGGGCACCGGUUCUGAUAAGCCGAUACACUGGCAGCGCUGCCAAUCAUGCAAUACGUCGUGGAAACUAGAGAUUCGGGACUUGGGAAAGGAUAUUUGUCUUGUUUCGACGCGCUGGGUUGAUCUGGGACCUGGUCUUACGCCUGAUGAUGCUAGAUGGAGAAUACACCACUAUGAUGGGCCUGGUAUAAUUUUGGAAGACCAUGACCUGGUUGGGGAUCCUCGGAUCCGGUUUGAGGAGGAUUCUAUUCAGGCGGCCUCCUCUUUGACGGAAGAUGAACUGUUUCAACGCAAUAUCUCGUUUGUGAAGGGGCAGACAUAUCAGACUAGGAUGACGAGGUGGGGGCCUUCGAGGUGGUAUCUUGUUGGUGAGAAAUUUGAGAAAGAUGAAGAGAAAUCUAAGCCUGAGCCUUCCUACUGUAUUGCUAUGUGA
Molecule: messenger RNA, 1050 nt
Organism: Penicillium longicatenatum
Lineage: Eukaryota; Fungi; Ascomycota; Eurotiomycetes; Eurotiales; Aspergillaceae
Exons: 1
Coding region: 1-1050 (349 amino acids)
Source: RefSeq, a predicted model, not a curated record